Messenger RNA from Macrobrachium nipponense, 2613 nucleotides. Its product is annotated as segmentation protein even-skipped-like. Gene Ontology annotation, cellular component: nucleus. Bases 590 to 1969 code for a protein of 459 amino acids. NCBI's taxonomy places the organism in Eukaryota, Metazoa, Arthropoda, Malacostraca, Decapoda, Palaemonidae. The transcript is spliced from 4 exons. Gene Ontology annotation, biological process: regulation of transcription by RNA polymerase II. Gene Ontology annotation, molecular function: RNA polymerase II cis-regulatory region sequence-specific DNA binding; DNA-binding transcription factor activity, RNA polymerase II-specific. The record is from RefSeq and is a predicted model, not a curated record.
UCGGGCGCUAACUUGCUCAUGCCCUGAACGUGAUUAGUGAUUCGUAACCACCUUCCAUUUACUUUCGGGUGAUCGUGGCACUCAUUCCAUGCAGUAGCGAUUCGUUUAAACUAAAAACACAGACACUCCACUUGGCAAAGGUCGCGACUCUGUUACGCGUCCACUCGGCCGAAUGACAGUUCUCAAAAUCCGCCGUCGGUUUUGGAUUCCGGUUGUUCUCGCAAGUGCAGCGACGACCUGCAACAGAAAUGUCUUUACGAGCUGGAGAAGACUCGAUGCAUUUUGAUAAGUUCAAAAUACUGAGAAGCCUCCUCGGUGCCGAAACAACAGUUUCCCGCGCGAACCAGAAAAAUACAGUUACGAACUAAACGCCCUAUUUUUCAUCCUUGGAAAAUAAAAUAUAAUUGACCUGACGGAAAGGACUCAGAUUAUAAGAAAAUUCUUGACGAAGUAAACAAGGACCAUUUUGAUACAUAGCUCAGAGUUUCUUGUGUACAAAACCACUAAAAAUAAAAUAAAAUAAAAUAAAAUAACAAACUCCUCCUGAAACCCAACUCUGACCUACGAACUGGUCAAUGACUUCGAUCUCAUGAGGAUGGAGCUGAUGUCGAGUGAAGCCCCUCUGAAGAUGCUCUCCUUGUCAUCUUCCGACGGUGCCCUGGGCAAGGACACAAACUCCCUCUUAGAGGACAGGCCGCCCACCACGCCCGAAGGACUCUGGCGGGCGUUCCUUCAAGGGUCUCACCACCAUCAUCAUCACCAUCAUCACCAUCCUUCGGCUACACCAUCUUCUCAUCACAAGAUAGAGAGAUUAGACCUCCCACUUUCUCCAGAAUCUCCCAGACUAAGUGGGGUUAUGGUGACGUCAUCCGACGGAGGCGGUGGAGGGGGCUCGGGUGGUGGCGGUGGAGGAGGGGGAGGGGGAGGGGGAGGCGGCGUUCCACCUCCUCCAAACAGCCCGUCGCCGCCUCCAUUAGUAACCACAGUCUGUCAUCACAGCGAAGACAGUGAUUUACCAACUAAAGGCCAUGGUCCUUCGUCUCCCACUUCUGCGAAUGCAGGUGAACAGCAACAGCCAACACCACAACAAAAUUCCACCCAGUCACCACUGGGGGCUCAGUCAUCAGCAGAGAUUCGGAGGUACCGCACAGCUUUCACCAGGGAACAAAUUGCUCGACUGGAAAAGGAAUUCUACAAAGAAAAUUACGUCAGUCGACCACGACGAUGUGAACUGGCACAAGAACUCAAUCUUCCUGAAUCUACAAUCAAAGUGUGGUUUCAAAACCGUCGAAUGAAGGACAAACGUCAGAGGAUGACAUUAGCAUGGCCCUAUGCUGAUCCAGCUUUAGCUGCUUAUCUUAUACAUGCUGCAGCAGCCACUGGUGCUUAUCCACCAUACUUGCCACCAACAUUCUCUCCAGGGACACCAUGGGCAGCUGCUGCUGCAGCAGCAGCAGCAGCAGCAGGAGUAGGUGCAGCAACCCCGCCCUUAGCAUACACUGCUCCAACUCAGCCACCAUCUUUAGGCCGCUUUGCACCUUACCCUCGACCUCACUCUAGUUUCCUGGCUUCACCUUAUUUCAGGGCAGGAGAGCUUCGACAACACGAAGUGCAUUCAGCAUUAACUUCAACACCUUUAACACCGACACCUAUCUCACCACGGCCCUUGGUAGGUGGACACUUAGCAACAUGUCCACUCAGAGAUUCUCCUAAAGUUGGAGACUCUUGUGUCUGUGGAUUGUUGUACCCAUCACUUCCACUUUCUCAUCCUUUGACUCCAACUCUAGAUUCGCCAUCCCACACCACCUCCUCAAACGGCCCCAGCACACUUCUUCCUAAUAACAGUCCUUCAACAUUAACACCACACAGUGGAACUGCUGGAGGCCAGGGUAAUGGAAGUGAUAGAUUGAGUCCACAAAAGACAAGUGCAGUUCCUUCACUCUUUCAGCCUUACCGUGAUGACUCAUAAAAAUGUUAUGGUAAAUUUCUCUCAAAAGGUGGGCUCUUAAUUCUCCUGUAUUUAAUGUAAACUUACUAGCUGUACUUAAGAAGGCUUUGGAAGCCUUCCCAUGUUUCAAAGAAUCCCUACAAUAACUUAACACAGCAGUCUAACAAAAUGACAAUGCCAAGGUUAAUAAUGGCUGCUAAUAAUAAACCACUAAAAAAUUAAAAUUCUUUUGUUCAAAUGACUGCAAAAGUUAAGCGAGACAUUAAAUACUACUUUUUAUAUUCCUAGUAAAGGUACAAAUAGUUGUUUUAGAUAUAAUUAGAGUAUGGUUAAUGAAUGUAAAAUAGUAUCUAAAAGAUAUCCUUAAUCAGUUUAUUUAUCUGCAAGUCCUUUAUUUGAUGGAAAAUGUGAGAUGAAGGAAAAAACUCCCUAUGGAAAUAAAGUAACUGAAAAUACCCAUGUAAUCUUGAAAUAAAAAUUUUCACACCCUAUUUGUACAUGCAAUUAAACUUAUACAAUGCAAAAAAUCAUAAGAAAUGCUGUAUAGUCUGUCAUGGACUUAAGACACAAUUUUUGGUACUACUACAGUGUUAAGUCACAUUCCUUCCUUCUGAAAAAAAAAAGGUGCUUUUCAGAUUUCGAUUCUGCUUUAUUUUACCCUGUGA